This is a messenger RNA of Stylophora pistillata, 1764 nucleotides long. RefSeq lists its product as uncharacterized. The record is from RefSeq and is a predicted model, not a curated record. Lineage: Eukaryota; Metazoa; Cnidaria; Anthozoa; Scleractinia; Pocilloporidae.
ACUUCCUGUAUUAAAAUGAAUGGUAAUCUUGUUUAUCGAACGUUGAAUAACUUGGAACGCUAAUGGUUAGUAUCCAGUUUUAGAACUUCCUCUGGUUCAAGCAAUAUUCAUUUCGUGGCGAGAAUUGCAACGGUGGUGGGCGUCCGUAAAUCUUGCUAAUUGAAACGAUUCAACAUGUUGCGCUCAAAAUUUCAGUCUGUUUUGGUGAGCGUUGUUUGGGUUUGCUUUAUUACCCGGGCGCAAUGUUUUGGUAAUUUUCACAAGGAAAAAUCGAACCGAGGCUUGAACGAUUGUGAACAAAGAUGUCAGAAUUAUGUUUCCACGGAAGCUUCCAUGGGGAAUUUACAACAGUCAAGGCGGGCGUGUUUGGGAAAGUGCCGAUCUUCGAACGAAGAGAAUUCGGAGAAUGCUAGAACCACGACCUCUAGUCCCAGGACGCGCUCGACCUCUGAAUUCUUGAACUCUGUAGAUUCACCAACUGCAACAAAUGCUUCUGAAAACGCUUGUCCGAAAGGAGAUCAGUAUGCUCCCAGAUCAGACGAAAUCGUACCAGGGGAGGUGACAGAGGUGGAUGUAAAAUUCGUGCAGGUGAAGGAAGGAGACAGCCAGGAAUGGGUAGCGAGAGUGAACUGGACACGACCAAAAGACGUGAAUAUUACGUCUAAAUGGCGUGGAUACAUCGUAAUAUGGUUCUCAGAAGACUCAGAUAACUCAAACCAAUUUGCAAAAGUAACGAACUGCAAACUGGUGUCCAAGAUUAAACCACGUUUUAACAUUAGCGAAACAGAUGGAUGGAAAUAUCCUAACACUCUUUACCUCACCAUUGUUGCUUUGCCCACGCAUCUACAAGAAUUUCCAUUGCAAGACUAUACGCCUCUCAGAGCAGGUUGGAGAGGCGGGAAAGUAUACAGUCCAGCGAAUUACUCUAAAGGUCAUAAAAGUUUCAAAGAGAAAUCCUUUCUCGUGAUUCUUGCUGGAGCUUUGAUGGGCUUUUCCAUGAUUCUGAUCUUGUACAUCUGCCUUACCAGGCGAAAAGCGUACAAUGGGGGCAAACUGCUCUUGACAAGCAAGAAAAAACAAGAAAAGAGAGAAGACGAGCUAAAAAAUGAAGCGGUUGUGAUUCAAAACCCUUGUUCUGGUGUUAAGCACUUCUUGUAGUUUUGUGGCCUUAACUGUGUUUAACGUGUACAUUUUAUGGGAAAUUUUUUCACUGUUAAAGUAAUACAUAAUAGGUGUUUUUCGAAAGCUUUUCUAACCAACAAGGGUUUGAUUUCCUUUCCAACAACUUUCAUUGAAAGAGGAAGACAGUAAUAUUAAAAAAAACUAAAGGUAGUAAAAAAAAAAAGAUCUGUCCUUCAUGCAUUCAUUAUUUUAUAUACACUUUUAUCUAUGUUUUAUUAUAGCAAAGCUGUGUAAACAGAAACGAAUAGUUUCUCUCUGUUUAUUUUCUCUAUCGUCUUCUUGCUCGGGGCUUGAAGAAACAAAAAUGGCAUCAGUUAAUAUGACUAAAGAGGGAGAUAAUUUUUAUAUGUGAGGGUGUGCUGGAGUUUGCAUGUGUUUUUAUUUCAAAUUUUGUUUAUUAUCAAAACUACGUACGGUUUGAGGAAAGCACCGGUCAGCACACGGCUAUUAAAACCACCUACAAGGUUAGGUCGACUACGAUGUUAUAAGCAAACAAUUGUAAUUAUUUAGCUAUAAAAAAUGAAUUGAUAGCAUGUUAUAAAAGCAUAUAUUCUCCCAUGUUUGAAAUGUGAGAAAUCUUUA